AUGGGUAUCGAUGGUAUCGUGUUCGAAGGACCGCCCGUGGCCGCGUGGGUACCGUCUCUCGCCGCUUUUGACGCGCCGUGGUCGGAAUCGUGUAGAGUUAUGUGCGAUGUGUGGCAGCAGAGUUGCUACACGAUCCACUCAAUUUGCAUGCGACGUAUUAAUCGCACGGAAGCGUGGAAAUGUAUGUCUUACACGAGCACCGCUCUCGCCUGUUUCGAAUACAUUGGUCGGUGCCUGAGAAAUUGGAGUAGCGUCAUCAUCGUCGGCGCCACAUCUAAAGGCAGAAGUCAUCGGUGGUCUGUAAGUGCCCACUCCGCUCACGACAUUGACGGUGGCAAGUUCGUGUUACGUCACACGCCCGAGAGCGAGCGUAAUCCAGAAAAAUCGCCCGCUCCGCGAAAGCGCUCGAUCGCCCGGUUCGUAUUUCCCUCCCCCGGUACAAGCGAGUCGAGUGCAUUCGACGUGACGGGAUUACGUGGAUUAGUUACGGCCGGGACUGGGUUG
This is a messenger RNA of Iphiclides podalirius (scarce swallowtail), 504 nucleotides long. NCBI's taxonomy places the organism in Eukaryota, Metazoa, Arthropoda, Insecta, Lepidoptera, Papilionidae. The record is from the annotation of a GenBank genome assembly.